Erythranthe guttata (spotted monkey flower) is the source of this 1577-nucleotide messenger RNA. RefSeq names its product dof zinc finger protein DOF5.7. Gene Ontology annotation, biological process: regulation of DNA-templated transcription. Lineage: Eukaryota; Viridiplantae; Streptophyta; Magnoliopsida; Lamiales; Phrymaceae. Gene Ontology annotation, molecular function: DNA binding; DNA-binding transcription factor activity. The record is from RefSeq and is a predicted model, not a curated record.
CACACACACACACAUUUUUCUCUCUCUACUUUCUCUCUCACACACAAAUACACACAGAUAGACAAAGACACAGCUUAGCUUACAUUAUUUGUUUAUCUUCUUGAUGAAGUUCACAGGACCCCAUCAACAUCUUCUCUCUCUCUCUCUCUCUCUCACUGUCUAUCAACUCCCCCAUGCAUGAAACUAAUCAAUUUCAUCUCUUUCUUUUAAUUAAUUUUCUCUCUCUCCUCAAACAUAACUGAAAAACAAACAAACUAUACUACUACUUUCUCUCUCUAACCCUUCUGCACUCUUUUGUUUUCUAUAAGUACAAAAACUUUAGGGUUUUAUACUGAAAGUAAUACUGAUGAUCAUGUCACCUGCUAAUAACAAACCAGCCGCCGGAAAAGACGACCGUAGAACCCCUUCCUCCGCGGCGGCGGCCGCCAGGCCGCCGCAGGAGCCGGCGCUGAAAUGCCCGAGGUGCGAUUCCCCGAACACGAAGUUCUGCUACUACAACAACUACAGCCUCGCCCAGCCGAGGCACUUCUGCAAGACAUGCAGGCGGUACUGGACAAGAGGCGGCGCGCUGCGGAACGUCCCCAUAGGCGGCGGCUGCCGGAAAAACAAGAAGUCGUCCAAGUCCUCCUCCUCCCCGAGGCUCUCCACCGGCGGAGACUCGAUGGAUAACUCCGGCGGGUCGGGCCGCGACGGGAACGGCGGGUUGAAGUUCUUUCAGGGCAUCUCGCCGGCUAUGGAUUUUCAGCUCGGAGGAGGGUCGGCGGCGGCGGCGGCGAUGAUGAUCAACUUCCCCGCCGCACCUCUUUUCAACCAGUUCUCUCACUUCGGCGAUUUGUCGAACACCUGCGGUGCAAUAUCGUCGACGCCGUGUUUCACGGCUUUCGACCCUUCUGCGACAACUUCUUCUCCUCCGUUAAUGGGGUUCAACUUUCCGUUCUCGUCUCCGUUAAUCAAGCAAGGAGAGAAUAAUUUCCAGAGCAACCUCGCUUCCUCCAUUGAAUCAUUGAGCUCGAUCAACCAAGAUCUGCACUGGAAACUUCAGCAGCAGAGGCUAUCCAUGAUGUUCGUCGGCGAUCAUCACCACCACCAGAGAGAAAACAACGCCGCCGUCGCUCCGCCGCCGUCGAAUAUAGGAACCUUAAAUCUCGCUCAGAAACCCCAGCCCAUCUUGUUUCAGAAUCUCGAUGUUUCCAAGGCGGACGAAUCUUGUGGGGCCGGGACUCAAAGAAGAUCAGACCACUGCGGCGGCGGAAACCAGAACCUGUCGACGGAAUGGUUUUUCGACAACAGCUCCUACGCCGCCGUGACGCCAACUCCGGCGUCUAGCGGCAGCAAUGUGAACGAUCAGAAUAACAGCGGCAACUGGAGUAAUCUUCAAGCAUGGAGUGAUCUCAAUCAGUACGCUUCACUCCCAUAAUUUAAAAAGAUCAAAUCAAGAAACAAUGGACAAUUCAUUUAGGAAAAGAAAGAUCAUCACAAUUAAGAAAUGUUAAUUUGUUAUUUGUAUUUAUUUAAUCAAUCUUCAUAAUAUUAUUCUCUUUUCACAACAAUUCAUUCAAAAAAUUAGAUGUUACACC